Somion occarium is the source of this 2420-nucleotide messenger RNA. Lineage: Eukaryota; Fungi; Basidiomycota; Agaricomycetes; Polyporales; Cerrenaceae. The record is from the annotation of a GenBank genome assembly.
AGCCUCAUCCAUUCUUGCUUUCCACGGGUUUUAAUCCCGUUCAUCGCAGCCAUGGACUAUGACCAGGAUUACGAUUAUGACUACGACGACGAAGGCAUGAGCUUCACAUUCCCUCUUCUCAUCUCCUUUGCUCUCGGCAUAUGGCUCGUCUAUACCCGAUACCACUCUGUGCGCAACAGAGCAAUACCCUUCAAAAUCCGUGCCCCGGAGGCUAUCGGAAACGAUUUUGAAUCCACGAAGAUAGAAGAUCCUGGCUUGGACUCACACCUGCGAGAUCCCAAGUUGUUGCCUGAGAUACCUGCAGAAGGCCAUGGAUAUAUUACUAGUUUCGAUCCAGCUACAUCCUUGCAUCUUGGAACGUUUAUUGCGGAUGAUGGUGCAGACAUACAAUCCAAGAUUGAACAGGCUAGGAUAGCACAACUAUCAUGGCGACAAACGACUUUCUCGGAACGCAGGCGUGUUAUCAGGAGUCUCAACAAGUGGCUUGUAGAUAACCAGGAAACGUGUGCUAGGGUUGCGGCUCGGGAUACUGGAAAGACCCUAUUGGAUGCCGCGCUUGGCGAGAUUAUCGUUACCUGCUCAAAGGCAGAUUGGUUGAUCAAUCAUGGAGAGCGGUAUCUCAAGCCUGAAUCAAGAAGCAAUAACUUCCUGACUUUCUACAAGUCCGCUGAAGUUCACUUUGAACCGUUGGGUGUUGUCGCGGCUAUUGUCUCGUGGAACUAUCCACUUCAUAAUGCCUGGUCCCCAAUUAUGGCCUCAAUUUUCGCUGGUAAUGGAGUUGUUCUCAAGUGCUCCGAACAUGUCGUUUGGUCUACCCUAUGGUUUGUUGAAGCUAUCCGGACCUGUCUUGACGUUUGUGGAUACGACAAGGAACUUGUUCAGCUUGUCUGCUGCUAUCCGGAUAAUGCUGAAGCACUCACGACUUCUCCAACUAUUCGGCACAUUACCUUCAUUGGUUCAGAAGAUGUGGGGCGCAAGGUUGUUCAAGCUGCAACCACCCACCUUACUCCAGUAACUUUGGAGCUAGGCGGAAAGGAUCCGGCCAUUUUGCUGCCAUCUACAGAUAUCGAGAAGUAUUCUAGCAUCCUUAUGCGAGGUGUAUUCCAAAAUGCGGGUCAGAAUUGCAUAGGUAUCGAGCGCAUCAUUGUGCAUUCCUCUCAAUACGAGCAGGUCUUGCAAAUGUUCACUCAGCGUGCCGCUGAGAUCCGUCUCGGGUCGGCUCUUCUCAAGCCUACAGACGGAGUUAUACCCACAGUGGAUUGCGGUUCUAUGCUCUCCUCGAACAGGUUCCAACACAUUGUUAGGGUUCUGGAAACUGCUCAAAACCACGGUGCUAUAGUCGAACAGGGUGGUAGUCCGCACAAACACACUUUUUUGGAUGGUGCGUACUUCGAACCCACGGUUGUCGGGAACGUCGAUCCCCAGUCUGAAAUCGCUCAAUUCGAACUGUUCGCUCCUGUCGCACUCAUUCUGAAGUAUGAUACUAUCGAGGAGGCUAUUGACAUCGCGAAUGGAACGCGAUACGGCUUGGGCGCAAGCGUCUUUGGACCCGACCAGGAGCAGUGCGUCAAGAUAGCACAACAAUUGCAGUGUGGGAUGGUGUCCAUAAACGAUUUCGCUGUGUACUACUUAAAUCAAGAUCUUCCGUUCGGUGGCACCAAAAUGAGCGGUUACGGUAAUUGUCACUGACCGGUGGCCGUGGCUCAUUCAGACUACUAUCCCACGAGUCAUCGAUUACCCGGUGCCUUCAGUCACUCAGAGCUGGGAUUUCAUAAGCGGGCUCAUCGGGUUCGUAUACGGAGAUGGGUGGAGGAAGAGAAUACGGUACUUGAACCAGCUCAUUAAGUCGACCGGUCAGCAACAGCCGACUGCUCCGCGAGCUUUCUCGCGUCGGUGAGAGGGGAAGCUCUGACCAUAUGCUACAUCUAUGAAUAUUUACUACAAAGUUUUGCUUUAUGCGGUUGGGCCGGAUCCAUUUUUGCUUAGGUCUAUUCAUAUGUGAAGAUUUCACAUAGACCCAGAUGGUGGACGUACGUCCAACUGACGUCUGUUAAACUUUUUUUUAGCGGAUCUGAAUGCUUCCCGGUAGAGCGUUUUCACUGUGUAAGCUUUCAAUUAACCAACUGGGCACAGAUCGAAUUGGAAGGGCGCCUGGCCCCAACCCAACACGAACGUUCACCGUACAUCCAUCCAAUGAGCUGGUCAGCUUCCAAAACUCGUACCAACGUGAGGUGCCUGUCAGAAAAUCGUGCAGGCACGUUGAGCAUUUGGUAUCCUCGUGAACGUUCUCCGCAUCUGCUCAUGCGUCUCUUCUUGACACUCAUGGCCUCUGGCACACGGAGCCAAGAACUUGCGGUGGCGACUCGCUCUAAAGAUCUCCACAAGGCACAGCAGAGAUUAAAGAAAGCAAAAUGAUAUUG